Messenger RNA from Yamadazyma tenuis ATCC 10573, 2619 nucleotides. It is a transcript of the gene CDC12, whose product is annotated as septin. Gene Ontology annotation, biological process: DNA-templated transcription; positive regulation of transcription by RNA polymerase II; aromatic amino acid catabolic process. Gene Ontology annotation, cellular component: nucleus. Gene Ontology annotation, molecular function: GTP binding; zinc ion binding; DNA binding. NCBI's taxonomy places the organism in Eukaryota, Fungi, Ascomycota, Pichiomycetes, Serinales, Debaryomycetaceae. The record is from RefSeq and is a predicted model, not a curated record.
AUGGACUCACCAGAAAAAGGAUAUAGUGACAUCAGUAGGAGCUCUCAAAGCCCACAGGAUGAUAGUGAUAGGUCAAAGACCAAGUUUAGAAGAAAUUAUCGGGCUUGCUUAAAUUGCCGGCUCCGAAAGGUGAAGUGUGAUUUGGGGUCCGUGGAUAAUCCUGUUGAAGGAAAGUGUGCUAGGUGCCGCAGAGAACGUAAAGACUGUGUGUUUGUGGAAUCAAAGAGGGGAGGAACCAAAGUCCAAGUUGCUCAGCAGCGGUUUUUGAAAUCAGACUCGUUGGAGAAGAACUCGCGUCCAGGUGCUUAUGAACCUCCAUCAUCUCUUCCUUCGGUGUCGAAUAUUCUAAACCAUAAUAUGGCUAUACCACAAACCGUAUCACGCCAACAAAGCAAUGGGCCAGAACCAUCACCAUCAACAUACAGAGAUCCAUCUUCUAGAAAAGAAGAGGGCCAUUUUUCAACCAUGGAAGGUGCUUUGGUGUACCUUGCUAAAGCUGCUGGAACUAUUGCAAAAGCUGAUGAACGUGACAACAUUGAUGCAGGAAAGAGGCAUCAGCAGCUUGAAGAUGAUAUGCACAAUAAGCCCGUUGACAAUAAGUAUCGUAAACUCAUUGCUGAUGAUGAAGAGUCUCAAAUAAAGGUUCCCAAGCAUAUUCAAGAUCAGUCAAACUACUUGAGUAUUCCUAUCACUGAUGAAUUUUCUAUACGGCCCAAGGGAGGAAACAAGCUUUCGAGUAUCGAUUACAUUGGAGAAAAUGGGCUCUUGACUGAGUUCGAAGCAGAAAUGCUUGUCAACUUAUUCUUCACCACUAUGCAUCCAUACUUUCCUCACAUCCCCAACUUUCUUCAUAAACCCCAAGUACUUGCUGGUUAUCCCAUUCUUCUUUGUGCCAUUUUAACUAUUUCUUCUCGAUACCACUCAUUGGAUGCUAAUCCUAAUAACACUACAACAGGAAAUGUAAAUGGGGUUCCUAGAAACAUUGAGAUUCAUGAUAAGUUAUGGUUAUAUGUACAGAGGUUGAUUUCCCAGACUGUGUGGGCCGAAGCCAGCACUAGAUCCGUGGGAACUGUUUUUGCAUUUCUUCUCUUAACCGAGUGGAAUCCCAGAGCUAUCCAUUGGAGAUGGACUGAUUAUGCCAAUCGCCCUGAAGACAAAAACCAAGCGGAGGAAAGACCCCGACAAGAUCAAAACCUUGCUGGAUUGGGAGCUGUUCGCCGGAGUUAUCGUAUGGCUUGGAUGUUGAUUGGUUCUGCGGUUCGUUUAGCACAGGAUAUGGGGUUUAUGGAAGUAAGUCCAAAAACAUUUUUGGCAACUCAUAUCAGCGAAAUAAACAGUGUUAUGAACAUUAGUAGACGACUGAUGCUCAGCCAUUCCUUAUCUGAGCUUGAAAUAGAUGAAGAUGUUAACAUGGACGAUUUAGAUGAAGAUACCGACUAUGAUUAUGACCACACGAUCCAGAAUAUGACUGAGGAGGAGAUUAAGGGCAAGUCCCGAGAGCCCAUUCGAUUCAGCUUCCGCCAGAGAGCAAAAAUAGAACUCUUACAGAUCAUGUCUUUAAGUCAUGAGUCGUUGUAUGGAUAUAAAGCUCAGCUUGGUCUGCUCACUCAACGCCAAAACUUGGCAGUAUUGAAUAUUAUAAGCCCUCUCAUCAACAACUGGGAAAACAAGUAUAAAAGACUCAUGAAACCUUCAAAUUACAGACAAUAUAACUUGAACAAUACCAACUUGCUCUUGGACCAAACCUCGAAAUUGGCACGUGAGUUAUAUGAUUGCAUUGAACAUGAGUGUUCUAUCUUUGAGUUCAAUUAUGCAAAGUUGUAUGUGUUUUCUUUGGCACUAUCCUCAUCUUCCGAUUCAAAGCCUGACAACACCGGGCGUAAAAACAGUAGACAAAGAGUCAAUUUGAAAUUAGAUGAAAUAUCCAAGUCUGCAAAGUACAUCGAGCAGGCAUUUUUGGCUGCCAACGAAAUGUUAGCAGUAGCACAUAGAGUUCACAAAUUGAAGAUGCUUAGGUUUAUGCCAGUAAGAUGGGUUACUCGUAUAGUAAGAGCUGUGGCGUUCAUUGUUAAAUGCUAUCUAACAAUUACUGCCCACAAAAAACUGACGUCUGGACCUGAAGCCAAUGUUGCCAACAGUACAAACUUUGAUGCAAUGAUUUUAUCACUUUCGUUGAUUCCUGUUGACGAAAUCAUGACUAGUAUUCAAAGAGCAGCGAUUACUUUGAGGGACUGUUCACCCGACGAGUUACAUUUAUGUACCAGAUACUCCAAUGUGUUGAUGUAUUUGUGCUCUGAAAUGAAGACCACCUCAAAAGGACCUUCUGAUAGUUAUGUGCAACCAGAUUUGAACCUAUAUAGAGGGUUCGAUGGUGAAGGAAUUACAUCAGAACUACCCGUGAACCUUCAAACGUCAAAUCCUCAAACAUCAAAUCCAACUACAAAUGUUGAUAUGGAAGCAGAAACCCCUUUGCAAAAUUUGAUGGGGGAUAGUGAGGUGAUGGACUGGUUUAUCACUAACAAGAAUGUGGGUCUUGAUUUUGUCGGUCCUUGGACAGAGAUGAUUGAACAACAGUUGAACUCUAAUGAUCAGUUCAACUUUGAUGACGCUAUGACAUAG